CUGGGUGUAGAAGUGUUCGCACAGCUGCAGGACACCCUGGCCCUUGGAAUCACCUUAGCUAGCUGACUGGUUGUAGUUUUUGUUGACUUUUGUAGGCUUUUGGCCUUUCAUCCUUGACUCCGUAUGCAUGUGCCAGGAGGUGAGUGGAGAAAACAAGAGCAAAGCAUGAGUUAAGAAUACAUUUGAUUGCCUGAUAGACACACUGGCUCUGAGCCUGGCCCGAGUAAAGGUUAAAAUUGUUGGCCUACCUCCUAGCUGAGCGUUAAGUUUGCAUUAGGUGUCCUUGUGAUCCAUUGACAGGUAUCAUGGGGUUUUGUGCCCGACCAAUGAAAACAUAGUUUCCUACAAUCAAUGGUGCUUUUGGAGACUGGUGUAGGUGGUAGGCUGUCUCCUCUCCUGAAUCUUUUGUCGGUAUUUGGUGUCACUAUAUGCAAAGCACAAAGUAACUUUAUCUCUUCUCUCUUGCUAAAUUGUUUUCCUUCCAUGGCCCUUUCCCUCUUGCAUGCAUGUAGUAAACUUUUAGGAAAUACAGGUGUACAGUGUGAUGUUUUCCUUUACCGGACUGAAGGACUUGGUCACGUUUCCAUAUAAGGUGCACCAUCAGGCCCCUGCUGUUGGGACACACCCACAAAUAACUCGAUCAUUUCAUGCAUAAGAUGAUUUCGGUGCAUAGCCAUUUAUCUAUCUAGGGGAUGCUGUUUCUCAGACUAUGGAGUGCUGAUUGUGUCAUUAGGGUCUUUUUUUCUGGUUAAGUUCUUUUUUUUAUCUAUUAAGGAUUUCCUGGUGAUUUCGGUCAUUUUGUAAUUUAUUGCCCAUCUUAUAACAGGUAUUGGUAAUAUUAGGGUGAAAACAUUUAUACAAGAGGAAAUAAAAGUCAAGGAAGCAGGUAAUUGACCCAUUUAUCAGCCCUAGCAGAUGAUGUCUCUGAUAACAACCUGGUAGCCAUAGUGAAUUUAUUUCUGAUUGCUUGAGGGAACAGAGCCUAUAUGCUUUUUGUGCAUAUAGAGGUGCGCGAGAGGGUAAAGGAGAGAGCAGUCUAUUCAAACUAAGCAAAACAGUUGGGUUUCUGGCCUGGCCUUUUGGUAAGUGGAUUCACACAGUGUUUUAAACCACCCCUCCAAUGUGUGUUUGCUACAGUGUAUGUAAGGCUGAGUAAACUCUCUCUUGUUGCUGGUUGGUGCUUACCAGGUACCAAGAGGCUUCACAUACGAAUUUCUUUUUCUAAAUCUUUCGCUUGAAUGAUAUUUGGAAAUGUGAAGUGUGUGUGGGCAAACCUGUUAGUCUGUUCAUUUCAUAUAGCUUUAGCGGGUCAUUUCUGAGCAAAAAUAGCCACCUUAGCAGAGGUGGCAUUACUAAGCAGGAGGGUUGGUUCUAAUUGUCAACUUGACACAAUCUAAGGUCAUUGGAUUUGUUGGUCUGUGGUCUUGUCAUGGGAGGAUUUUCUUAUUUGUGUUAACGGAGGUGGGAGACCCCAUCUGGAUGUGGGUGGUACCAUCUCAUGGGCUGGGCUCUGGAUGAAGGGAAGCUGGAAGGAGCUGAGCUCCAUCGUACUUUUGGGAGUCUUUUCUUCCCUUCUGCUAAGUGGGUCUCAAGGAUCAAACUCAGGCUUGGUGGCAGGCUCAUUUAUGCCGUGUCAUCUUGUUGGCCCUACACACAGUUUUAAUGAGUCUAGUGAUUUCUUUUCUGCUUAUCAAAGACAAUAGCUACGAAUUUAGAGGAAAGGGCCUCUGCCUUGGAUCAGUUGAGACCCCUAAUCUUCAAAAGGACUCUUGAAGUAAGAAUCAUCACUUGAAAUCCAAAGGUAGGGGUGGAGGAGAUGGCCCAGCGGACAACACACCAGCUACACAAAGAUGAGGAGUUUAGAUCCUCAGUGCCCGCAUGAAAGCUACGAUGCUGCUUGCUGGGAGCCCCAGUGCUGCAGAGCAGAGACAGGAGGAUCCCUAGGCUCAGUUCAGCCAAAGCCCUGAACCCCAGGGGUCUCAGAAAUAAGGUGGUCAUUGAGGGAGGAAGACGGUCAUUGUCAUCCUCUGGUUUCCACACCUGCAUGCAUGGGUUGUGUGAGCACACAGGCACAUCUAUCCACCUCCAAGCCCUACAGAUCAACAGGUGCUUGAAGCCAAUUAAUUAAUAUAGGUGCAAAACAAUGAUAAUCUAUGGAGUUUCUGAGACACACCUGUGUAAUAGAAACACAACGGUAAUCUCAACCUGUUAAUGGUUUUGUUUGGAGUGUAUAUAUUCUAAAAUCCAGCUAAAAUGAAAUGUUAAAAAAAUACUGUAUAUUUGGUGCUUUUGGUAAUUUUUUUAUUACCCGAAAAAUUAUAUUUUUGCCACAGUGCUCCUAAAGUUGUGUUUGUCGACUUGGUUUUGUCGCUCAGUGAGAGCGCAUGCCUAAGCCGUUAUGCUCUUGGAACUGUGGUUGUCCAUGACAUUUGCUGACAAGCAUCUGAUGAACACUGUGGUAGCAGGUGUCUCUUAAGGGCUCCAUUCGUUCACUCAAUAGAGAUUUCCUGGGAGUCUGCUCUGCGCCAGGGUUUGCUCUAGAAUUCACCACUCACUGAAAGAUGAUAGAAAGGCUCCAUGAUGUUAUGAUUGGACCUGGGUUUCGUGGGGACUCUGAAUCUUCUGUCGUGGCUUUGUCAAUCAGCCAAGGGAUCUCCCGCACACUGUUGUCCUGUCUCUGGGUCUGGCCAUUAGAACUGGGUUUCCAAAAUCAUAAAACAGAUUUUGAAUUCACAAAUUGUCUUUGUAGUUAUAUUGGACAAGUCUGGAAGCUUGUCUAUGCUUUAGCUGAGGUCUCUGAAGACAGUGGUCAUGAGACUGGUGGCAGUCUGCUCUCUGCUUGAGAACAGCAGUGGCCAUGAAGCCACCACCACUGAACCCAUGGCAUUCUGCUGGUGUUGACCUAAGUUCUCUGCUAUGGUUGUUUUGUUUUUGAGAUAGUGUUUAUGCAGGCUGGCCUGGAACUCCAGAGCCUCUUGCCUGUACCUCCUGAGUGCUGGGAUCACAAGCUCAUAUAUCACAACACACAGCAGUUCUCAUUUCUCCAAGUAGAUGGCUAUCCACAGACACACGUGGCAUCUUGAGAACUCGUUUUUCUUGGAGCCUUGUGGGAAACACCCAGUAUUAUUAAGGAAAGAGAAAGAGCUCUGUGUAGGAUGCAGAAUUUGUAAAAAUGCUAACUAAAGACCUUUGGGGUUUCCAGGAGGGACUUCUACAACCAGUCAUGGUUACCUUGUGUGGGUGGGGUGGGGCAGAGGGACUGUCUUCUCUUGCCUGGGAAGGGAACUUGGGGGUCGGGGAAGCUUGCAAAGUAGGUUCUUUCCUUUGUUCUAUUUGACUCACUAUUUUUACAGUAUUGUAGAUUCUCACUUUGAAGAUGGUUUUUAUUAUCAAUAGAUAGAGGCUCUCCAAUCUUACAGCCAUCUUCCUUUCGACUCAUGCCUUUGAGAAGUAGUAACUGAAGGCCUACUUUGUACUUGGUACUGUCCCAAGAGAUGGGGGACACGGCUACAAAUGAAACAAAGACCUGCUCUCCCCAUUGUUGCUUGAGGGAUUACCUGAAGACAUGAGGACAUUGGACACUGGCCACAUGAACAGUUGGGAGAGAAAAGGUUUCUGAGAAAGAGAUAAACAGUCACAAGGGCACAUGGCAGUCCAAGUGAGUGCCUGGAAAUGAUGUCACAGGUAUGGAGGUCAUGGCUUUGAGGCUGGGAUUGGAUCUUGGUGAUCACAAGAAGCCUCGUGGAGGCCUUGGUUGAGGCUGCGAAUACUGGGAUUUGACAUAGUCUUGAGAGCUUUAGUCUGGCUGCUGGGUGAGACUCCCAGCCAGAACAAAACUGCUUCUUUGGCCUCAGCAAUGUCCACUAAGGGGGUCUUGGUAGAAAUGGAGAAGAUGGCCAAGGACCCUUGUACAGAAGAAAGAACCAAUAAAAUCUGUGAGUGGAUGAAAUAUAGGAUAGGAAUACUGAGAGGAAGCUGAAGUGUUUGGUGGGGUUCUAAGCUCUUCUCUUGGAGAUGUAGAGGGGUGUCCAUUUCUGUCGAGAUGGCUGUUUUGAUGGAGGAGCUGUCUGGUUGCUUGGUCAUGGGAAGAUGUGCCCAGGCUCUUUAUCUGAGUACAUCGAACCUGGUGUACUAACUAGGUUGGAAUUCAUUUCAAAGACAAGGAAUGGUGUCACUCCUGGUGUGUUCAUUUUUGUUACGCCUUUCCACCAAGGGGAUUUGCAUCAUAAUUUGCAGGCAGUGCUGUGUCUGAUUACUGGUCUGGCCCAGUAUCCCCUCUGCAGUCUCAAGUGUGGGCUUCUCCCAGGCUGUCUCUCAGCUGCACUAGUAUCAGGAAGUUGGUUGUCUCCACUACCCUGCCCAGUUCCUAAGCUUUCCUCUUGGACUGGCUGACGGCUAUGUCAUCUCUGAACCUUUGUCCGGGGAACUGGUGGGGCCUUUAUCUCGGACAAAGAACACCAAGCUCUGAAGACCUACAAGGUCCCCCCUUUCAGGUCCGUGUGGUGUCGGGAAUUUCCUCAGGCUCUCAGGCCACAAAGGGAUAAUUUAGACUUUGGCAGAUGAAGCCAGCCCAACUACAGAUGUGUUUUGUGUUCACAUCAUAAAACUGGUGGAAAGCAGGUCUGGAUGCCACAGAAGAAAUUUAUUAACCGGCAUGGAGUGGGUGGGUGGCUUUUGUCUUCCUGGCACCUCUUGCCGGGUCUUUCUUCUGUGACCCACAUUGAGCCUACUAGGUCCCACCCUCUGGCUUCUGUGAUAGGCUUAGGGAGGGGAGCAUGACCACCAGCAGACCAAUCAGAAGAGGAAAGACCUUUUACUCCUGGAGAGAGAAAAUCUAGGUAGCCCGCAGCCAGGUUUUUUUUUUUUUUUCCUCUUGUGAAAUGUGGUCCAGGAAACAUCUAAAGGCAAACGAUGGUCCUUGCAAAAUCCUAUCAGAUCUCAGCUGUGUUGUGGCCUCACCUCCAGCGGUACAAUCCUCAUGGAGAAAAAGAGUUCUUCGUGCUCUGUAGUCCUGAGGUUCACCACCACCAGCUCACGAUCUUCCAGCAUGGAGCAGGGUCUCCAUGGAGCAACCGACUCCCAACAUCGGUUGUCUAGUGGCAUGGUAUCUUAAGCUUGUGGGUGCGAGGGGAUCAGCGGUGAUGCUUACCUUUGGUGAAUCAAUAGUAGUGUGGUUUUUACAUGGGAAGAAUGCAGAAUCUAGACAUGUUUGCCUCGUCAGGUUAAUUUAUCCACACAUACUACCUUAUUCACCAAAGACAUGUUCUACUUUGGUUGUUAGCAGAGGAACACCCAGUGUGUGGAUGGGUUUUCAACAUCUAACGCUGCCUGCACCAUCAAAACCAACUUGUCCCUCUUUCCACUAGCACCAUGUUGGUGGAAUCCCUUUUGGUGGUGGCAGACUUAUGACGCAAAUGCUUGUCCAGUUUCUGCUCCACCAUAUAAACUGCAGGGCUUGACUUUGGGUCACGUGAAUUCUGAAAACAUUCCCUUAUUUGUUUGUUGUGUUAAAUCAGUAUAAGUAGGGGUUUGGCUGUUUGUAGAGUACACCCCACUCUUAGCCCACAGGAAACCCCAGUUUCAUCAUCAGUACCAUAGACUGGCUACAAUGACAAACUUCAGCAAUCCCAGCACCCAGAAAGGGGAGUCAGAAAGAAGCAUUCUUGGCUACACAGCAAGGGUCCUAUUGUGCCUUUCUGUGAUCAAAUGUCUUCAUCAAAACCAGUUUAGGGGAGCAAGGGUUUAUUUCAGGUUACAUCCCAUGGCUGCUGGGAAGCCACACAGCACACAUGCUUGAAACAGCUGCCAGCCUCAUUCACGGUGGGGAUCAGAGAGAACGAACACAUGCAUGUUCACUCGCAGCACGACUCCUAUGCUCACAUGUGGUUCUGGACCCUCUGCCUAGGAAGUGAUGUUGCCCAUAGUGGCCUGCUUCUCCCAUAUCAAUUAACUUGAUUAAAACAACCCCAUAACCAUGUCCACGGACUGACUCCAUGUAUACGAAUUCUUACUGAGACUGUCUUCACAGGUGGUUCUAGGCUGUGUCGAGUUGACAAGUAAUCCUAACCAUCCUAGUGAAUUUGAGGUCAGCCUGGAAUAUCUCAGAGCCUGCCUCAAACAAAUAAAUAAACCCCCUAAAAAUAAGCAAUAACAUUGUUUUUGCUAGUAGCUUUUGUAGUAGCGCUCUUCCAGCCCUACACAUCACUUCUGUAUGAUGUCUCAUGGAAAGGCUGGCUGUUUGAUUUGCAGCAAGCAUCACAGGUAACAGCUGAUAAUGCCGACAGUGAUCUGUAACCUUGGAAAGCAGGUCUAGAUAUUUACCUCAGAUGCAUAUUAGGUGGAAAGGGACUUGGAAGACCUCAGGAGGGAAAUGAGCUCAUUGGUACGGAGCAGGUGAACACGCCCGUGGGAGUGUUACAGAGACAUUCGCUAUUGACCCAAGCCAACCUCUGCUAGUCCUGAGAGACUGGUGGGUCCAUGUGUGUGUGGCCCACUGGCAGGUAUGGUAUGUAAGCUGAUUGAGGAAUGGGCCUUACAGGUUUCCAUCUGCCCUUGCUUCACCAUAACUCAAACGCUGGGAACUAAUAGACUUUUUGUAUAUGUUGUCUGUCCACCCGCUCUGCAUCCUUCUAAAGGAGGAGGCCCUGAGCUGACUGUCAGCCCCGUUAAGUGCGCCAAAUGAAAACUUUACAACUUUGAGACAGUGAGGUGCAGAGGCAUUCUUUUCUGAGGACAGCGAAGAGUUCUGGAUAUCGACUUACCCGAUUGCUGCUUGAGAACUAAAUUAUAAAUAAAUGCGUUAGGUGGUGGACGUUUGUUUUGUUUUACUCACAGUGUAGAGACAGAACUGUGUCUGGCUCUCACUCCACGAUUGCACUAUGUUUCUUCUUCUUUCUUGGACUUUCUGAUUUUUCGAGGGGACAUACAGACAUGAACACGCAUGGGUGCACGCACACUGUUGUGUAAAUCUGACGAGAAACAGUGCAAACCUGACAGUCUAGACAGAGAUUGUUGGAGAAAUAAAAAUGAAAACAACUUCGUUUUUUAGAGGUUAGAAACAGUGUGUUUACUGGAGUUAUUUGCAUUGGCUAUUCAGAGGCUUCCCCGAGCGCGCGCACGUGCGCGGGCGGGCGCUCCGGAUGCCUUGGCUGGGAAGCCGAGAAGGACGCAGGAAGCCUCACCAGGAGCUUGUCCAGCUCCACUGUUUCCUAGGCUGAUUUUGUGCUGCCUGACAGACAGGAAGAUGGAGGUGUCUUGCUGCGGGGCCUUCUUGAAUGCAGAAACGUGAGAGUCGGGAGUACCCCGCCCUGCACUUUGUGGCACCCAGCAGGCCCCUCCUCUAGACAGCAGUGGCACAGCAUAACAUGCCUGCAAGUCUUUCCUCAUGAUGUACAGGGACAAGAGUUCUCUGCAGCUGGAACAGUAGUCUCUGUGAAUUCCUGCAUCAAUGAAAAUACAGGGGAGCCCACAAAUAAAAGGACAAAUAAUAACAGAUAAUUUAUAUUUGUGGGGAAAACCCUCAUAGUCUUGUAAACAGAAAAUGAUUUUGAUUUUCCCCAACUUCUUUAAGUCUCUACAUAUCUUAAACGCACUUUUCUAAAGGCUUUUGCGCUUUUCAUUGGACCUCAAGGAUGCUUGAAUCAUUUGAGCUGUGUCUCCUCUCAAAUACCUGUUCUUUCUCAUUUGAGGGGAUGUGUUCAGAUUCUGGGGUCGUUUGAAUAGUUCUGACUUCAGAACUGUCACCUUCAGGGAAGUGAUUAUGUUGUUAGUACUCGGAGUUCUCUGGGGAAAACAAAACCAACAGGAUGGUUGUACACCACAAAGGUGACUUACUAGACUGGCUAAACCAUACUUCCUGGGUAGUUCAGCGAUGGCUGUCUUCAUGCUGGAGAGGCUGAGAAUCGAGUAGCUGCUCAGUACACAAGGCUGGAUGGCUCAGAAGUCCAGCCUAAAACUGAAGACUGAGUGGAGCAUCUCCUAGAACACGGAUCUUUGAUCCAUGCUAAAAGGCUGAGGAGGUAGGGUCCAUCACCAGUCAGGGAAGGCGGCAGCAGCAGUAGCAAUCACAAGGCCAGGGUAAUCACCAUCAAGGGUGAAGUCAGGCAGGCAAAGACAGCCCUGCUUUUUCCUCACACCCUUUUCAGCCAGGUCUUUCAGGAAACACUCUCAUGGACCCCCUCAGAGGUGUAUCCCUUAGUUAAUCCCAGAUCCAACCAAGUUAAUGACAAAGAUUAACUAUCACAGAGAUUAAUGGAGUGCUAUGAUCUUUGUAUCCCAGUUUUUAGAUAGUUCAGGGGAACAUGUAUCUCUGUGAUUGUGUCUGAUAGGAGUAGGGGAUUGUAUGCCUGAGAAACACACACAGGCAUUUAGGGGCAUACAGCACUCUGUGAAGCCUUUGCUCACUUGUAACAAUUGUUUGGGGUCAUUUUUUGGCAAAAUUGGGAGAUUGGUCUUAUGUGGCGAUUAUUGCUGUGUGUCUCACUUGAGAGUCUUUGAUGUCUUCUUCACUCCUAGAUAAGAUCGGUCUGAUUGGAUAACUCCCUUAGCUUCUGGCCCACUUACAAGGAAGAGGCAGGAAGGGACUGGAGACAUAGAGCAGAGUCUACAGGGUCCUCUCCUCGUCUGACAGUCUCCAGACAGGGGGCUAAUGGUCAUUAUGUGGGAUGAUCCCUUGCUCAGUCACCUAACAGAAAGAUGCUUGAAGGUGUCUGGCAGAGCAGCCAGCCUCUAAGAACUUGGCAGAACCCAUCCUGGAGGCCCUGUGGCAGACUUGCUGGUUAGCAGAGAAGCCAGGUGUCCAGAGAUUUGGUCCUUGGUUCUUAUGUUAGUAGUAGGUAGCCAUAUGGUAUCGAUUUCUUCAUCUCAGUAAAAUGACAAGAGAGGACACCUGUCUGUAACCUUUUAGGUUCUUAGAACCCUCAUUUCAUGGAUCUUCCUAAGGUCUAGUUGACCCUUAAUGCGCUGGCUCAGGGCCAGCCUUGAGUAUCUUAGUGCUCCACCAGUGUGAAGCAGAACCCAAGCACUGCCUUUUAGAUCAUGUAUUGUUCUGUUCACUCGUAUAAUGUGUAUAACGAUCAAAGAAGAGGCAGCUAGUUCUUAUUGUAAUGAUUCUUCAAACGGUUUACAUUUCUUGCUGUUUAUAGUAGAGAUGCUGUUGUUGUUGCUGCUGUGUUGUUGUUGCUAUUGUUAUUAUUUUGAAGUAUAUGAUACUUAAUCUGAAAUCUAGGUAAGUAGUUUUCGAAAGACAUAUAAAGUUGUUGGGGUUGAUAGUGACUGUUUGAGGUUUAGUUACAAAAAACAAACACCCCUGCUCCUGGAGGCCACUGGGGAAAUGAGGGUCCAGAUCACCAGAGAUUUCAGGACAGAUGAAAAAUGCAGAAAUCAACUCAGAAAAGGAAAAUGUGGCAAAUGGCGGGGAACCAGACUGGGUUUUACACAGAAAAUGCAAUUUUAGCAUUUUUUAAAAGCAAAUUCCAUUUGAUAUUUUACAUUUUCUUGAUAACUUAAUAAAGGAUCUGGGAAAGACGUUGCACCUAGUGUGGAAAUGUGUCAUCGACGACAGCUCCUCUCUGGACAGCGCGGGAAGAGCAGUGUUUUCACUUGUAGUUCCUCCUGUAGUUGCAACCCUGCAAACAGUGCAGAAUGGCUUGGAGCCUACUGCCAGUCUCCAAACACUCAUGGAACUCUGCAGGGGAUCAGGCUCCCUGCUAGGCUCAAAGUGGGGUAUGUAGAUGUUAGUAGGCAGGACGAGGCGGAGGGAGAUUUCAGCGAAGGAGAGCAGUGGUACGGAAACUCCUCUGAGACUCCGUCAGAAGCGUCCUAUGGGGAAGUCCAAGAGAACUAUAAGCUGUCCCUGGAGGACCGGAUCCAAGAGCAGUCCACAUCCCCCGACACCUCCCUGGGCAGUGCCACACCCAGCAGCCACACGCUGGAGUUGGUGGCACUUGAUGGUGAGGUUCUCCGAGACUCGCUGCAGUGUCAAGGUCACCUUUCACCCGGAGUGUCCUCUGUGUGCGAUGAUGACCCACCUAGUUCCAAUAAACCUCUGAGCAGCAAUUUGAGGCGGCUGCUGGAGGCCGGGUCCCUCAAACUCGAUGGCACAGCCAAUGGCAGGGUGGAGUCUCCCGUGAAUGUUGGCCCCAGUCUGUCAUUUUCCCCUCCGUCCCACCAUGCCCAGCAACUCAGUGUCCUGGCCAGGAAGCUGGCGGAGAAGCAGGACCAGAGUGACCAAUUCACCCCAAGUAACCGUUUCAUAUGGAAUCAAGGUAAGUGGUUGCCGAACUCAACCACCACCUGUGGCCUGUCCCCUGACUCCGCCAUCCUCAAACUGAAAGCCGCAGCCAAUGCUGUUCUGCAGGACAAAUCUCUGUCCCGGACUGAGGAGAGCCUGAGGUUUGAGUCUUUUUCCUCCCCGUUCAGCUCGCAGUCUGCCAGCUCCACCUUGGCGGCCUUGUCUAAGAAAGUGAGCGAGAGAAGUCUGACUCCGGGUCAGGAGCACCCGCCUCCUGCCAGCUCUUUCCUGUCAUUGGCCUCCAUGACCUCCUCCGCAGCCCUUCUGAAAGAAGUGGCUGCCAGGGCCGCGGGUAGCCUUCUGGCUGAGAAGUCAUCUUUAUUGCCUGAUGACCCUCUACCACUGCCGUCUUCUGAGAAGAAGCCAGAAAAAGUCACCCCGCCCCCUCCCCCACCUCCUCCGACAGCGCAGCCGCCUCAGUCCUUGGAAUUAUUGCUACUUCCAGUUUCCAAGGGAAGAGCCUCCAAGCCCUCCAAUUCAGCCCCAGAAGAAGAAAGCGGGAAGCCAUUCCAAUGUCCAAUAUGUGGUUUGGUUAUAAAAAGGAAGAGUUACUGGAAGCGGCACAUGGUGAUUCACACGGGCUUAAAGAGUCAUCAGUGUCCACUCUGUCCAUUCCGGUGUGCUCGCAAGGACAAUCUCAAAUCCCACAUGAAGGUUCAUCAGCAUCAGGACCGGGGAGAGACUUUUCAGUGCCAGCUGUGCCCUUUCACAUCCUCACGCCACUUCAGCCUGAAACUGCACAUGCGUUGCCAUCAGCACUUCCUGAGGACAGAGGCCAAGGUGAAGGAGGAGAUCCCAGACCCAGAUGUCAAGGGAUCUCCCCACCUCAGUGACAGUGGCUGCCUGGGGCAGCAGAGGGAAGGAGGAGGGACAGAGCUAGUGGGGACCGUGAUGACGUCUAACACGCCAGAGAGGACUGGCCAGGGUGGGGCUGGCGUUGCACCUUUGCUGGUGAAGGAGGAGCCCAAGGAAGAUAACGGCCUGCCCACCUCCUUUACCUUGAAUGCUGCCGACAGGCCCGCCAACCACACAAAGCUGAAAGACCCCUCCGAGUAUGUGUCCAACAGUGCAGCAGUAUUGUUCAGCCAGGACAUCUCGGUUAAGAUGGCCUCCGAUUUUCUCAUGAAGCUGUCAGCUGCAAACCAGAAGGAGCCUAUGAAUCUUAAUUUUAAAGUGAAGGAGGAGCCCAAGGAAGAGGAGUCCCUGAGCAUGCCUUUGCCUCGCUCCAGCUACGUGUUCAGCCCGGAACCGGAAGUGUCUACCCCAAGCGUCUCCGAGGACCCACUUACACCCCAGGAAGGCAAGGGGAGUGUGUUAAGGCGGGACAUGUCGGCCAAGGCUGCCUCAGAACUUCUCAUGAAACUCUCAGCGGAAAGCUACAAGGAGACGCAGGCGGUGACGGUUAAAGAAGAACCCAUGGAGGUGGACAUCCAGGACUCCCCAGCCUCCAUAUCACCCAGCCGGAACAUUGGCUACAGCACUUUAAUGGGGCGAGAGAAAACUGAACCCUUACAGAAGCUGCCAGAAGGUCGAGUUCCCCCAGAGAGAAAUCUCUUCAGCCAGGACAUCUCUGUGAAGAUGGCUUCUGAGCUGCUUUUUCAGCUCUCGGAAAAAGUGAGCAAAGAACACAAUCACACGAAAGAAAACGCAAUGCGGACAACCACCAGCCCUUUCUUUUCAGAAGACACAUUUAGACAAUCACCAUUCACCUCCAAUUCAAAAGAUCUGCUGCCUGGUGAAUCUGUGCUGCACGGAAGAGUGUCUGCUCCAGAGACAGAGAAGGAGUCAGAAAACGGUGUAAGAAGAGAGCGGCAGCAGCCUGCUGAGGGAAGGUUUGAAGAAAAAGACAAGUCCAGUCCCUGGCUGCAAGUCUUUGAUGGAGUAUAGCAGAGGGAACCAAUGGCCAUGUGGUUCAAGUGACCAUUUUUGGAGUAAGGUGACUUUAAGGAGCAAGAUGACUCACAGCAAUUAUUAUUUUUGCAUACACUAUGUGGGCAGUUGCCAAAAGAAAAGUGGAGAAGUUUACUUCAAAAAGUAAAGAAAUAUAACUCUUAUGAAUGCUUUUAACAUGUAGGCAUGUUUUCAGUGUGUGAAGGUUAUUUUUGACACUAUUUUUGAUCAAAUUGGUUUUCAUUUCUUUGAAAAAUGUUAAUUUUUAAAGCAUGCCAGUCCAUCUUCCAACUGUUACUUUCCAUCACUGGAAAAUGUGGUAUUUUAAAAAUACCAUUCCUGUGUGAGUUAGAUCGCCUUGGGUUCCAUCCCUUCGUAGUAAUUACAUUAAAAAAAAGCCAUUUGGACAUGAGGUACACCAGACUGUUUGUUGCCGUAGUCUUUGGGCGGUAAUAGUAGCUACUGUGGACUUUUUGGCCCCUCACCCCCAUUCCACUUACCCUUGAAAUUCAAUAAUGAUUAUAAAACAUUUUUAUGAAGAAAAGUAAAUGUAUUCUUGGGAAUAAGAGUUUGAAGAAAAAAGAUAAGAUUCACGCUGCUCUGAAUUCUAAGCUGUGAGUGUAACAAUGAUUUUGGCCACAGACAGGGUGGGUGUCUCCUGAGGCUCCUAGAUACCCUGUGUAGCAAUGAGCAAGUUUUGGGAAAGCUUUUUAGACAUCAUUUCAUCCCAUAAGCUAUUUAAAAAGAGCUGUGAAAUACCCAUGAACUACAAUUAUGACAAGAAUCACAUGGACCAGUCUGGAGAUUUACCAAGCUCACCCAAGGAAAGAUGCCAAUUCGAGGGUGGUUACUUAUUUUUAACCUUACAAGUUUAACCUUCCAAGAUGGAUUAAUUAAAUUUGCUUCAGGGUACCAGCUAUUAUACAAGAGCCACAUACCAUCUUCACUAACUUGCUUGUCAAAAAUAGUAUGUUCAGUGCGUCCGUCUGUGGUGUUCUUGCACUGGCCUGUUGGUCUCCUAAGUACCGUUGACUCAGGUUUAAUUAAAGGCUGGCUGCAGAUGGAGAGUGUUUUCAGUAGUCACAGAAAGAAGUACCGUGAGCAUUCAGAUCUCUGUUGCAUCUUUUUAAUUUUCUACCCAAGAAGUCACUUAGAAAAACCAUCUCACUGGCUGCAGACCGGACCCAUUGACUGCUCCUCAGACUGUUUUCAUUCCAUCAGGGACAGAAGAUAAUGAGAUGCUAUAAAAUGAAUCAAAUACAAAAAGAUCUGAGCAUCAUUGAAUAUUUAACAAGCACUACGAGAAGCUUUUGAGAUGUGUGUACAGUGGGAUAAGAGCGUUCACUCACUCCUAUGUAUACCUAUAUAUAUGGACUGUCAGCAACAACAGGGAACACAGAAAUAAGUUCCAUAAAUAUAUAUCUAUCAUAUGCUACCGUUGUCUUCCUUCGUUCCCUGUUACUGUAAUGAAGUACUUGGACGUGAGUAAUUUAUGAAGAAUACAGUUUAUUUGAGUCAUGAUUCUGGAGUCUGGGAAUUUUAAGGCACGGUAGCAGCAUCUAUCUGAUGGACAUCUGGUGAGGGCUUCUUGUUGCAUCAGAAUAUGACAGAGGGCAUCACAUGCUAAGACAGCAGAGUGUCACCUUGCAUCUCCUCCUGUUCUUUUUUUUUCAAUUGAAAAUAGAUUCUUCUCUCUUACAGUGCAUCCUGACACAGUUUUCCCCUCUCUCCACUUCUCCCAGCCCCUUAUUACCUCCCUUCUCUCCUACACCCACUCCCGUCCAUUUCUCUUCAGAACAGAGUAGCCUUCAAGAGACAACAACCAAACAGGACAAAACAAGAUGCAGUAAGACAAGGCAAAAACACUUAUAUCGAGGCCAAGCAAGGCAACACCAUAGGAGAAAAUGGGUCUGGAGCAGGCAAAAGAGUCAGAGAUACGCCUGAUCCCACUGCUAGGAGACCCACAAAAACACCACGGCACACAUGCAGGGAACCCGGUACAGGGGACCCCGUGCAGCCUCAGGCAGGCUCCAUGUUUACAGCUCCAGCCUCUGAGUCAGUAUGAGCCCUGCUUAAUUGAUUCAAUGGGCUAUGUUCUUCCCAAGUUCUGAGGGGAGGGACCCAAUGGAGACCUCAAGUAGACACUCUCCACACAGUGUUCGGCUGUGCAUCUGCUCCCCUCUGCUGCCGUAGGAAACCUCGCUGAUGCUGACCAGACUAGGCAUGGAUCUGUGAGUGUAGAGAAGAGCAUUAGGGACUACUUCAUUAGUUUUUGGAUCUUGUCUUUUUCUUUUGCCUGUCAUAUUCAGUCCUACCCUAGGUCUCUGGCAUAUCCAAUCUCUGGUUCCUGGCCAUCCUGGCAGUGCCAGGCAUGGGUUCCCUCUCCUGGUGUGGACCUCAGGUUAAACCAGACAUUGUUCGGCCACUCCCACAAGUUCUGCUGCACCACUUGCAGGCAGGACAGAUUGUAGGUCAAAGGUUUUGUGAGUGGGUUGGUGGCCAGGUUUCUCUUUCAGUAGCCUGCACAGUACUUUCUUGCACCAAAAAGGCUAGAAUGUAGGGUUGAGGGCCCCAUGUAGACACAAGUUUGCCCCUUCUACAGGGGCCUCACCCUAAUCCUAAUUGUUCCUUCUCCCAGAGACCUGCCUCCCAAUAUUAACACAUGAAUUGGAGGGACUAGUCCAGAGUCUAGCAUGUAUCUUAAAAAGCAAAACAAGGAACAAGGAAGGGGUAGGUGUCCUUCAAGGAGGUGUCAUUCUGGCAGCUGGGUGAAGCCGGGACCUGCCUUGUGGAAGAGUGUUGUAGUGAAACAAUCUGUCAAGCAUUGGGAGGUGAGACUGGAAGGGAAGAGUGAGAAACAGCUUUCUGUGCAGGUGUGCAGAGCCCGUUGGAAUGUUCCAGCAAUAGACUGACUUGAUCUUUCCUUUCUUUUUCUGAUUGUCUUUGAUUAAUCGUUAAAGCCCAAAGUUCCCUGAAAGAGAGCAGAGGCCUGCCCAUACAGAGAUCAGUCACGCAUGGAAAGUGGGCUGAGCCAUCUUCCUGUAGAGAAUGGAAUCCAUGUGUAUCCCUUCUUAGUUACAGUUUCUGUUGAAUCACCAUGACCACAAAUCAAGUGGAAGAGGAAAGGGUUUAUUCAGCUUACACUUCCACAUUGCUGUUCAUCACUAAGGGAAAUCAGGCCAGGAGCCUGGAGGCAGGAGCUGAUGCAGAGGCCACGGAGGGGUGCUGUUCACUAGCUUGCUCCCCCUGGCUUGCUUAUAGAACCCAGGAGCACCAGCCCAGGAGUGGCACCACCCACAAUGAGCAGGGCCCUCCUCCUUGAUCACUAAUUGUGGAUCUUGCAGCUGGAUUUCAUGAAGACAUUCAUUCCCUCAACUGAAGCUCCUUCAUCUCUGAUGACUGUUGACACAAAACUAGCCAAUACCACCCCUUUAGUAAUUAGGUAAUUACAGGUACAGAACGCUCCCUGAUAUUUAUGUUAUUCAACUUUAUUACUAAAUUAUAAAGUGGGGGUUCUGCUUUAUUAAGGUUGGUUAAUGUUUGAAUGUUUUCCCCUUUAAUCUGUGUAAGACCUGAAUACCUAUGGGGAGAAAUGUAUGCAUAGCUCAUUCUGUUAAUAUUAAAGGGCUCAAAAAAUUAUAAUACUUAGAUUUUAGGAGAAGAUGAAGCCAUUGUUUCUUUUAGAAAAGGCAAUGGCUGCAAGAGAAGAUGACUUUAGCUUCACACAGAAUUCAUUGGAUUAUCUCGACAGAGGUAUGUUGGGCAGGUCUGACUUGGCCAAUAAAACUGUGAAUUUCUGUAAAUUGGCGCUUUCAGAACCUUCCUAGAGGUAAUGAUGUGCAUGUGUUUAGCCAGAACUGCCACGGAAGGGGUGAUCUACCAUACCCAAACCCCUAAUAGUGGCACUUCCUAGCUGUUACGCCAAAUUAUAAUGUGCAAGACAACAUCUGGGUAUUUACAGUGGGCUUUCCCUAGUGUCUAUUGUCUGCCUGUGGCGAGCAGACUGUCAGCGGCCCUCCUGUGUGAGUGUGCAUCUUCUGUAAUGAGGGGUUUGCCUGUGCCCGGUUCGUGGAAGAAGUACUUAGUGAGGAGUUGCUUCGUUCGUCAAGCUUCGAAAACUACCAAGAACUAAGCUGUUAAAACCCUGGCCGGUGAGGAUGUUUACCAUGCAUACUGAAGGGCUCAGGUCAGGAUGCUUUCCCAGCUAAGCACACCCCCCCCACCUUCCUCCAUAAUCCUCGGAUUUCAAACUCACCCUUAAAAUCUUAUAGUUGGGGAGCGGAAGUAUGAGGCUCUGUUGCUUGCCUAGCAUACAAGAGGCUCUACCUUCAAGCUCUACCACUGCAUGACUACUUAAGCUGGACAUGGUGUUACAUACCUAUAACCUAGCUCUAGAAGGGUGGAGGCAGGAGGAUCAGAAAAUCAGAGUCAUCAUCAGUGAUAUUUGGAGUUAAGGCCAGCCUGAGUUACAUGAGAGCCUGCUCAAAACCAAAUUAAACUUUUUAUGACACUUAGAGUAGAAGUGAGUUCUUCAUAGGCUUUUCAAGACCUGCUUAAUGCAUGAUUUGGUUAAGUGAUUUAAAUGUGCUUCAGCUAACAGGGCAGAGCAGGUAACUGACUAAACUAGCCAGACACUCAGAGACAGUCUGCUGGGAUGCGUGGGAGAGCAAGAGUAAGUUUCCAUGAUGCAACAGGCGGUUCCCUCCAUGGUGACUUGCUGGGGCUUUGGCAUUGUCUUAACCUUUGGGUAGUGUGUGUGAAUUAGUUUCCUCCCAGGGUGAUGCAAAAUUCACAAUUCCCAAGACAGAGGCAGACAGUGCCGAGAGGAGACACACAUCCGUGUUCACUGUUCCAUGUGUGUGCUGUGUGCGUGCGCAUCCAUUUCCUUUAACACGCUGGUCAGAAUCUCUAAGGGAGCUUUGCUGUUUUAAAUAGAAGUGGCUGGGGCAGCAAGAUGACUCACUCAGUGGGUAAAGGUGCUUUCUCGAUGCAUUCCUGGCGAUUGGAGGCUGAUCCUUAGAACCUAUGUCAAGGAGCCUAUGUAAAGUCGGACAGGAAGAGCAAAGUCCACAAUUUAUCCUUUGACUGCCACAUGAAAACACACCCACCACCAUCAUAAAAAUAAGUCUAUUACAUAAAAUUUCCUGUUGAAUAUACUUUAAAUCUGAAAAAGGAAGAGGGAGAGAGAGGAAGAGGGAAGGAGGGGGAGGGAAAGGGAGAGGAGAGAAAGAAGAAAGAGAGACAGAGAAGGAGGAAGAGGAAAGAAGGAAGGAAGGAAGGAAGGAAGGAAGGAAGGAAGGAAGGAAGGAGAAAGAAGAAAGAAAGCAGAUUUCUAGGCAAGGAAGGUGACCCGUCCUCAGAGAUGCACAAACAUGUGCUAGAACUAAAACUGAAGAGAAGCGAAGCUGAGGAAGAAGGCAUUCACUUUGACAAACCUGCUGGUUUUGUAUGUGGCUAAACGACAACCUCAGUGCUGGUGUGUGCCGCACGCUGACUACAUUUGCAUCAUUUUGUUUGAUUCGGAAGCAAGACAAGAUUGCCAGCAGACUUUUGGAAACCCUCAUUGGCUUGAGUCAGAUGACAUCACGGCUAGCUCUUUUCAGUUCUUGGAUUCCUGGGCCUCAGACACACUGAUUCUGGAGUCUUUUCAAGCAGAGAAACUCCUUUUCGCUUGGAAAGGAGGUAGAGAAGGUAUUGCCUGGUUGGAGAAAGUGAGUAAUGUUCCUGAAAUGGUGACUUCAGCUCUGUGCCUCUCGGGCUGAACCCAUAACAUUCUCUGAAUCCCUCUGGACAGCGGCUCCUCCAUGAUUUUGUGUUGGUUUUCAUGGCUGAUGGGCUCAGCAUGAUACUGCAUCACUAGGCUCUUCUAUUUUCCUCUUUAUCUUCGAGACUCAGUACACUCAUUUCAUGACGUGCCAGUGGGUCAGCCCCAGGUAACUGAUCGUCACUGGGAUAACCAGAAAGGAAGCCUGAAGUCUCCACCUGUCAGUUCCCAUCCAGGAAUCGGAGUAGCUGAUCCAAGCAAGCCGGGAUAGCACACUCUCCUGGCUUCCGACUUCAUCCCACUGACAAGAUUGAGUGGGUCCUGAACCAGCUAUUCCCAGCUAUGCCUAUAGCAAACACACACUAAACAAAAGGAAGGAGACCCUUUCCCAGAGGUAGCCCCACGAAUAUUCUGCUGCUUGCCUUAGUGGCAAUGGGGAAAUAAUGGUGUUUCACACCUUAAGGAAUUUCACUGAAGAGCAGUCAGUGUCUGUACUCUCCCCUCUCCUCACUAGGGAUGGUUAGGAUGCUUCGUGGACUGACUGGAAAUAAUGGGCUGAUCAAUUAGCUAAGCUUCGUAAAGCUUGUGACUUGAAAGGGAAGAGGCAGCGGACUUGGAUCCCCCCACUCCCGAAGUCAGGAGAGUUUUCUCAGUGAAAACACUAGAAUUUCCAUCCUAUCCCAGGAGCAUUCAUUACUUCUGGUAUGUUGAUGGAAUUUGCAUCAAAUUGAUUGGCAGUCAUUUGGUUGACAGCCAUUUGUAAGGGCCGUGACUCCCCCCACCCCCAUUUGCUCUGGAGUCCCGUCUCAGGACAGGUGACAGGGCCUGGUUGGUCCUUUUAUGGUAUGUUUCUCCCCAACUCUCUCUAACAGGAAACAGAUUUUCAGGAUACCAUUUGCCUUGAAUUAGCUGAUCUCCUGGAAUGUGGACAGGCUCCCAUUCAUUAAAACAGAUUCAAGGCUAAGUCUUCCGGGAUUGUCAAGCUACAAGAACCUGACUGGUGGCCUUAAAAGCUUAACCUAUUUAAAUAUCUGCAAAUGAGGUUAUGAUUCAUUUAUAAUACCUAAACACCUACAGAUGGAUGCCAUGCUGUUAAUAGCAGACAUAAAUUCGAAAGGGCAUUUGGUAAGAAAAAGGUCUCGAUUCUGGAAGGGCUGAAUUCUCCACUGUCAUUGCAGUUUCUAUAGAAGAAUCCUGUGUUCCUAUGGUCUUUUUUUUUUCUUCAUGCAAUUAUCUCCAUCUUAAACCUUGGCUAGAAGAACUUGGACUAAUGGCUGAGUGUGCUUGGAAUUAUGCCUGUGACUUCUUUGCCACCCUGUGAAUUUCCUUAGGAGAAGCUCAGUCAGUGACUUUCUUAAUCUAAAAUAUGAGAAUCCGCUCAUGCUCCGUGCUUCUGGUCACCAGGGCACCACUGUCAUUGACACCUGUUCACCUCCAUUGAAAUCAUUGGCAUUUCAAUGGUCAUUGUGUCAGCCUUCUCAAACCCCACAGCCUAUCAGACACUCCAUGGACAGUCUGUUUCUGGGAAUGAGUCUGCCCCCAUGGCAUGUUUGGUGACUAGAGCCACUUUUGGUCAUCUUCACUGCAGAGCAGGCAUGACUGGCAUGUAAUAGCCAGGCCUGGGGCACCUACAGCACUAACCACUCCAGCUGAGGCAGCAAGACCCAAAGUUUGUUGUCAGUCUGGACUACCACAGCAAGAGACUGCCUCAAAAAAACCUACAAAGGGGUGGGGGUGUGGCUCUGGGUGGAGUGCUUGCUGAGCUUAAGGAGCCUGUAGAUGCAAAGGGAGGGAGGUGGGGAGGGGUCAGUGGGGAGGAGCGUUUGCUAGGAGAGCAAGGCACGGCAGGCAUGUGUGCCUGUAACCUCACUACUGGGGGACAGGGACAGGCAGAUUGUAGGAACUCAUAUAAUAUAAACUGCAGUGGUGUUUGUUGAGAGAAUUUGCAUUAACAUUGGCAAAUAUGCAUACAGGGACCACUGAAAACCAAAACUCAUGACAAGAGAGAAACACUACUAAUUAGGUGGCAGCUCGUGUUGUAGGUGCCCCAGGCCUGGCUAUUACAUAUGUAAACGUGUGCUUUGGGGAAAUUCUUACACGUCUAACCUAUGGUUUGGUUGUGUGAAGCUCUGCUCACAAUUGUCUACUUUGUUCAGUACAGCUGAGCAGGGGCAGCGGCUGCAGCUUGGUAGAGUGAUUGCCGGGUAUGUAGAAAGUUCUGUGUGUAAUUUCCAGCAUGACAUAAACCAGGUAUGUUGGCACACGUCUAUAGUCUCAGUAUCUGCAAGAUGAAAGCAGGAAGUCCAGAAGUUUAAUGUCAUCCUCAGCUAUUAUAUCAAGUUCAAGACCAGCCUGGGCUACAUAAGACUCUGUCUCAGACUGACAGGCCGACUGGUGGGUGGACAGACAGGUAGAUGGGUAGAUGGAUAGAUAAAUGGGCAAAUGAAACAUCAGGCAAUUGGGAUACUAUUUAGUGUGACAAUGACCCAAGGAGCAUCAUUUACGAAAACGCCUUGCUCAUGAACUAACAAUUGAACCUCAAGAAGCGGAGACUGCUCGCCUCAGCACAGGCAUCCUGCUCCCCAGGAACUACCUAACUGAACACACUUUAAAGGGUUAAAGUGCUGACUGUGGGAGUCGUGGUGAAGAGUCAGAGGCUAUUAAAAUGCCACAACAGUAGCUUAACUAAGGUGGACAGCCAUCCAGCAUAGAGUCCCAGGCCGAUUCAGGACUCCCGGGUCCCCCAGCUCCUCCUGUCCUGGGCACUCCACCAUCCUUGAUCUGUACGUCAUGGUGACUGCUCCAGCGCCCACUGCCAGUCACAUCUUAAACACAAAAAAGGAAAAGAAGAAGUUGAGGGCAUAACCUUCCUCUUAAGGGCGUGAUUUGGAGCGUGGCCAUUUACAUUUUCCACUCAUGAUACCUUUGGCCUAAGAAAUUCUUACAUGACCUCUAGUAUAUGAGUUCAUAAUAAAUCAAGUGCUCACUGAUAGUAAUCAAGGAGAAACUCACCGUGAAGCAAUUCACGGGAAACACGUAGACUUUUAACAUUGAAGGAUGGAAGCAAAAGUGCAUACUAACAAGGUGGGUGUGUGUGUUUGUCUUAUAGAGUGUCAUACGGUGGUACGCUAAUGUCAUAUUUACGUACUAAGGAACUAUACAGAGGAAUAUUAAAAACUCCUUAUUUUGUGGAAUUAAACAUUAUGCUUCUGUAGGAACAGGAAACUGUACAUGGGGGGGGGGGAGGGGGGAGGACAAACAAACGCGCCGUUUGCCAGGAGUGUAUGGAAGUUUUACGUUUCAUGGCGUGUCGUUGUAUGAUGUAACCUACAGCAGGAAGUAUGAAUUUUGUCAGUUCAGAGCCUGGGCUGCGGGGAAGUUGCAUGGUACACACAGCAUGAGGGACUGCUGUAAGGAACACUCAGAUUCACCAUUUGGUAUGGGGUUGAAUUUGAAUGAAUUUUUGCUUUGUUGUGUGUCCAGAAACCUUUUCUUGUUGCCAGAUCUUUUGCAGCCCCCAUCAUUCAGCUACCCUACCCCAUAACAGGGCAUGACUCAAUUUAAGAAGCCUUGACCUAGACAUUACACAUACAACUUGCGGCAGUCCAGUUGCCUAGAGCAUGGUUACUUGGCCAUGAUUGGCUCACAGAGAUGCUGACAGGCCACGGUCACAGCCGUGGGCUAAGCUGAAACUCAAGGGCUCCUUUACUAGAAACGCCAGGGUGUCAGAGGGCCUCUAGCUUUGCCUCAGGAGGAAAUAGCUUGUUUGGAUUAAUUCAAGGUCAGGAACUCAAAGCCUGAUUAAUAAUUCCAGCUGGCCUUCAGCCAGGGUAGAGUUCAUAGGCUAUGACAGUGUCUACACAGGCUUGUUAUUUCACUGUUGGGUUAACCUGAGCAGCAGACCCUGCCUGGACCCUCAAGUGUGUACAUUUCUACUAAUGAUAAAGCUGGGGGGUGGGUGAGCAAUAGUGAGGUAACUCAGGAUGUACUCAAGCAAUGCCUACCGUAGUGAGCUGGACCAAGCAGAGUCAGAGUUACUGUGGGGUGACUUAUGUCCCCUGGCUAGUGCAUUUUAUAUCAGCUCAGGUCAGCAUUUAACGUACUAAGCAUAUGAUUGUCUAUUAAUUUCAUUUGUUUUUGUUUUGUUUUUUGAGUCUCAAGUAUAUAUUGUUGUUGCUUUGGAUUACUUUUGUGUGGCGGCUGCUAUGACCCAUCCAACCCCCACUAAAGUACGGAAACUGGAGAUCUGCUCUGAACUGAAGCUAAUGCUGAAUUGUACUGGGUGGGGAAUUGUGCUGGUGACCCACCCUGUGAACGCCAGCCUCUUACCUCAGAACCACAUGGGUAGACAUGAAGGGACUGCCAGUGGUGACAGCUGCUUUGACCAUUUCAAAUGACUGGCCUCAUAUUUGUCUGUUUCUGACCAAAUGCCAGCAAUUGCUGGCCUGAUCCAGCAAAGUUCUGUAGAGUUAAUUGAUGCCUGUCUCUGUCUCUGUCUCUGUCCUUCGCUCUAGAUUUACUUCUUAUUUUGGGGAGUGAUGCAUCCAUGCCACAGCAUGCAUGUGGAGGUGAGAGGCCGUUGUGAGCCUCACUUCUCUCUUCCAUCAUGUGGGUCCCAGGGGUCAUCACUCACACUGCCAGGCUUGACAGCCAUGAUCCCCUGACUCAUCUCACCAGCCAAGGUCAUUCUCUCUUCAUUCCUUAGCGAAGACAUUGAAAAGUUCCUAGAGAAAAAAAGAGAGAGAGAGAGAGAUGCUAUUUUGAAGAUGUACAAAUGGUAGUCAGACUCUUAGUUCCUGUGGUGUGUUGUGGUUUUGAUGGGACUGUCCCCCAGAGGCUAGUAGAGGUUUCCAGUUGGUGGCAGUGUUUGGGGAAGUUAAGGGUGCAGCCUUACUAGAAGGGAUGUCGCUGGGGAUGGGCUUUGACAUUAGAGCCUCAUCUUCAUGCCACUUCUGUCUUGUUCUCUGUCUUGUGCUUAUAAAAAAGGAUGUGAGCUCUCCUAGUCCUCUUCCCAGUCCCACAUCUAUGCCAGCUGCUGUGCCUGCCCACCGCGAACAAUUCUUAUCCCUCAGGACCAUGAACCCAAACAAACUCUUGCUUCUGUAAGUCGCCUCGCUCAUGGUGUUUUCUCACAGCAACGGAAAAACAGCAUUUGGUGUUUCAGACUUAGACAGAACGUACCAGACACCUACCCUGUCAGGAGUCCGGCCUCCGCUCUCAUGAGCAACUGAUUAGGUGUAGCAGGUCUUUAAAGUGGCAAACCCACGUCCAUACCAUGUAGAGCAAAACCUGUGUUGAUGAUUCAGAUGGUUAAGCUCCUGAAAUGUGUUCUUUUCUAACCUUUCACUGCUGUGAAUCUGUAUGUUACCCGCAAAACACACAGGAUAAACGGGGACAGGAUGUAUUUUCUACAGAUAUAUGAACAUACGGUGUUGUGGAUGUGAGCUUCAUGUGGACAGCCACGCCUCAGUCCACAAACUUUGUCUUGGAUUUCUUCUCCAAAAGUUUUUCACAGCAGGUCCAAAGUUAAUGCAGUAUUCUCAAAAUUAACCUGUUAGAGAUUGUCACCCCACCCCCACAUCAUGGUUAGGUCUAAAAAUUUCAUCCCACCUUCUCCACAAUUUCUCAAUGUCUCUUGGUAUUCACAACAUAAAAACUAGUAGGAUGACUCCGUAUCCAUUUAACCUCAAACCCAAUGAGGAAGAAACACGGCGACCUGUUAUAGUGGUCCCUGUUGGUUUUCUCUCUUUCUUCUUUUUUCUUUGUUCAUUUAUGUUUUUCAGAACAGGAUUUCUCUUGGCUGGCUAUCCUAAAACUUGCUCUGUAGACCAGGCUGGCCUCAAACUCAGAGAUCCAACGGUUUCUGCCAACAUUAUUGUGGACAUUAUAUGGAUAGACUUGGAUCAAAAUCUAGGCUAGCUCAAAUGGUGAGCAUUUUGUGAGUGAGUGAGAGUCCUAACACAUUAGAGGCUUCACAGUUUCACUUCCUCCACACAGAAGAAAAACUCCAUCCUUAUCCUUUCUUUUUGAGCUAAUGAUGCAGGAAAGACACAGGCCUAGAAGGAACAGGUGGGAUUUAGGAUCAGCCAUGUGGUCCCUUGGGCAAGAAACAGUGGCUUAAAAGGACCUUUCAGUCUGUAUCCUGGUGCCUGAGGGGUGGAGUUGUGUGCAUAGAAGCCAGUGGAAGGAGGCAGGAAGCAGCCCUGGUCACUCUCCGUGGGCAGCUGACUGUAAGGUCACCCUCCUCGGGCAGCACACGUGGUUAGCAGAUCUAGUCUGAAUCACGUCUCUGGCCUUUUCAGUUAAACCUGAACUUUGGAAAAAGUCACCUCUGCAAACUUGCUGUGUAACCCGUGGUUACUUGGCUUCUCGCCAGAGCCAGGCUAGCAUUUGGGGUAUGAUGUCAUUUAGUGUUCUGUUCUGCUGCGCAUGUGAUUGCUUUAACAGCUCCAUGGAUCUAGGGCUGGGGAGACGGCUCAGUUGGUAAAGUGCCUGCUGUGCCGGCAUGAGGACCCAAGUUCAAAUCCCCAGGACAGAGAUAGGUAGGUAGGUACCCAGAGCUUGUGAGCCGUGCAGUCCAGAGACUCUAUUGUCUCAAAAAAGAUGUGGAGGAGGGGUGAGCAUAACCAAAAUACAUAGAAUAAAAUACUUAAGAGAUUAAUAAGAACAGUAUUUAAAAAUAAGUUGCAGUGGGAUUAAGGAAAACACAUGACAUCAACCUCUCUCCUACACCCAUGCAUGCACACACACCCACAUGAACACAUAUUCACCCCACACACAAGAGCACACACGUACACACAAUACUAAGUGUUGGAUACUGACGAGUCACGGCGCCCUGCCACUAGCCUUUACAGGUGUUGGCUCUACAGUGGCUUUUAAAAGUAUGAAAUGAGAUGGGAUAUCUGUAGGACGUUAACUUGACACCGUCUCCUGUAAAGAUUAGAAUGUUCACAGUCUCAACCCAGGAGUCACCAACAGGACCUAGAAACAAGUGCAUCUGUUGCAAAAGCAGCCACACAUUCCCACUGAAAUUAGAACAUGGCAGUGAUCCAAUUCCACAAGUAUUUGUGAGUUUCUGCAUUAAUAUUAGAUGCAAAAAUCUGUGUUCAAGUGCCACUAAGGUUACAAAUGUGCACAUGCCCAAACUGGAAAAUAAGAUUACCAUAGUGCUGUUACCUGUCCCCUGUUAGUCCAUGACCCAUAGUGCACUCAACAGUUUGAAGGCUGAUAUGCUAUGCACAGCUCUUACUAUGCGGUGUGAUUAAUCUGAACUUCAGCCUCUUGAGAAGCAGGCAUUGGGGGAUGGGAAGUCCUAGAUAAGUGGUUUCACCAUGUGACGUCAGUUGGGAAAUUAGCUUUUACAUCCCAUAAAUUGUCUGUGAACUAGAGAAUAAUAUUCUUUUUCCAAUUGCUCCCUAGUCCUUAGAAGAUGAGACAGAGGUUCUAUUGAGAUAAAGUCUCGAAAGGACGCUGAACCUUUGUUACCAAAGGUAAAGCACUUGUGUUACAGUGCAGAAAGGUAGCCACUUCUCAGCUCACUUGUAGAAAAAUCACUUACAUUCAUUUACAUAUCAUGAAUCAAUGCCUCUUUCUCUCUUGCCUGCAGCCAGAUUUUUUUUUCAGAUCACAAGUGUUUAUUGUCCUCUAGUAUCUAUAUAAAAGAAGAAAGGAUAGAGACAAAAAGUAGUUAAAAUAUGUAAGAAUAAUACAAGCAGAGUGCCUGACUAGUGUGUUGCAUCUGGGAGGUGAGGUGCAGCCCAGUUGAUAGUGGCAAGUUGCCAAGCAUGCAUGAAGCCCUGAUGCCAUCUGCAGCACCACGGAUCAGGCAUAAUGGUGUAGCCUUUAACCCAGUACUGAGGAGGCAGGAGGCUCAGAAGCUCAAGGGAGUCCUCAUCUGUUUCAUAGCAAAUUCAGGAACAUGAUAGGCUACAUAAAAACCCUGUCAAAGAUUAAUACAUUAUGUUUUCCUCAUAGAGAGAAAGCAUCCAAUUAUUUGAUUUUUCUAAUGUCUUAUUUGGUAAACAAACUACUGGUUGCAUUGAAUUUUUUGUGUAAGGAGCAGCCCAGCCUGGUGUUGAACUUCCAGUACUCCCGUCCCCCAGGUCUGUGGAAGCGCGCAUACAUGUGCACAGGUAUAUGUCUGGGAGUCAAAGGUUGAUGCUGGGCAUCUUCUUCAAUCACUUUCUACUUGUUUACUGAGGUCUCUUGUGAGCCCCGUGCUCCCUGAGUCUCUGAGUCUGGCUAGCUUGUCCUAGGGACCCCAUGUCUCCACUUCCUCAGUGCGUACCCCAUACCCGCUAAUUGUUAUAGGCACUCCUUACCAUACUCAGCUGCCUCAAAGAUUUUUUUGCGAUUUUAUUUGGUUUCCUUUUCAAUUUGAGAAUUGAAAUUGGAAGAUGAUGCUUUUCAAAAAAGAUACGCACUUCUCAUUUGGCUUAGCAGCUUUGGACUUGAACUGUAGAUUAUGUGUUACUUAAAAAUAUCCCAGGCUGUUGGGUAUUUACAUUUCUGGCACAUGAGCCAAAAAUCUACUUCUCACUCUUGCCCACUCCUGAGAUGAUUAAAAAGAGAUGGCUCUGAUUUUUCAUUCAUUUGUAUUGAUCAUGGCAGAGCCCUGACAGUCAUUUCUAAGCUUUUCCAAAACUCCUUGCUAAUAAGGUACGUGUUUAGGAUACAGUUACAUUUACACCAGAGCUUCCUGUUCUGACAGCACCCCAUCCCUCAACAGAGCAUCUGUUGUUCCAUGUGCAAGGCUCCCACAGUUGUAUUUUGAGCCAAGGCCACGGGAUAUGGUGGCACUUGCCUCCUAGGAAAGAGGAAAACUAAGCGUGUGGCAUUGACCUUUGUAGCACCAGGUUCAAGUAAGGUGAUCAGCCUAGAUGGAUCUUCAGGCCAGCACCAGCAGCCAGACUCUACUUGACAGACAUUAAAGGUCUUUUCUGAGAGGAGUAACGCGCUCACUGUCUGGACAAGCUGCAGAGUAUGUAUUUUUCCGAGCGGAGCAUCCCAGGUUCAAAACCCACCUCUCCCCCUUUCCAACUAUAUGGGAACAUGCUAACUCCUUCAUCAUUCUUCGUGACUUUUUCUCAUCUACAGAAUGAAGCUAAUAAUGAUUCCAAUUUUUCUGUGCUGUUAUGAAGAUUAAAUAAAGCCAAAGAUAGAACUCUUGGCUUUAGUAUGGUACCGGGAAGAAAAUAAGUGCUCAAUAAGGUGUAACUUCAUCCUGUUUCACCUACAUCCACAGCCACAACUUUCCUCAUUACAGAAGUGCAUGGAGGCAGUGAGAGGGCUAAGUGAGUAAAGGUGCUUGCUGCCAAGCUGGCAUCCCGAGUUCCGACCCUGCGACCCCAAGGUGGAAGGAGAAAACCAACUCCUGCAAGUUGUCCUCUGAUGGACAAAGUAUACUGUGGCACUCACGUGUACACACACACACACACACACACGUUAGUGUAACAAAGCAUAUAAAUAGGUAGGCAUGAAUUAUACACAUUACCCUUUAUUCUUGGUCAGAGUGCUAACAGUCGCCACUCAUGAGAUGUUACCUUACAGGAAAUUGCUCACAGUCUCUUCCCUCAUGCUCUGCCUAGCAAUGUACUGUGCUCUACACGGUAUGUCCUCCCAGACUCCUACACUGAAAUUUUCCUCCCCAUGUUGGCGGUUAGACGGUGGGGCCUUGGAAGUGGUCAGGUGGUGGGAUGGGGCAUGCAUGAGCGAGAUUAGUGCCUUCCUCACAGAAGGAGGUCAUCUGAGGCCCUUCACUGCCUUCCUCUGGUGCUUCCCACCCCCAAAGCUAGAGGAUCCAUUUUGUUACCUCUAAGUCAUCAGUCUGUGCUCAAAGGAGCAAGCAGAACUCUCAGUCCUGUGUCUGGAAUUCCCUGCAUGGAGAGUAAUUAAAUAAGCCAGCUAAAGAAAUCCUCACCAUAUGAAAAAAAUUCUGCUUAAUCAAAUAGUAUUUCAGAAUCAAGAUUUUAAAAAAUUGUGGUUAUGGUUUUUUUUUUAACGUGAUAAAAGUAAAGAUUGUUGUUGUAUUUUUCCAAAGUAAAAAAUAAAUAAAAAAGACAAAUACUUUUAGGGAAAAAUUACAAUAAAUAUUCCUUGGAUAAAAAAAUAAAAGUACCCUGUCCUGGUGAUGGUGGCACUCAGAAGGCAGAAGCAGUGUGGAUCACCUGAGUCUGAGGUCUUAAAAGAGGGAAUUCCAGAACAGCAGGGCUACAAAGAGAAACCCUGUCUGGAGUUGGGGUGGUGUUUGGAGGGACGGGGAAGCUACAAACUACCUUUCCUCUGAGAUUGCUUUUUAUAAUGCAAACUGGGAAAGCACAGCUCUGUGGUAAUACAGAGACACAGUUGUCCAUGGGUCCUUAGGGCAGUGGUCCUCAGCCUGUGCGUCGCAAAGCCUGCCAGAUAUGCUGUACAUCAGAUGUCUACAUUAUAGUUCAUCACAGAUACCUACAUUAUAGCAAGAUUGCAGUUAGGAAGUGGCAGUGAAAAUAAUAUUCUGGUUUGCUGUCACCACAGCCUGGGGAACUGUAUUAAAGGGUCGAAGCAUUAGGAAGGUUGAGAACCACUGACUUAGAGGGUAUUCCAAGACACACACACACACACACACACACACUUGUGCUCAGUCCGCCUUCAAAUGCUAAAUCUCCCAUAAGCUAACAGGACUAUUACACAUACCAAAACCCACAGCCAGGUGAAAGGCCAAUCAGGAUGGUUAUGUUUUCUGUCACGUCAGAAGCAGCAAGAGAGAUGAUCUGUCUGUGACUACACAGGGAUCCCAGGCAUCCAGAGCUGAUAAGGCCUUGGAAACCUUUGAUGGAACCCUUGAUAGGAGGCCUCAGCUAACCCCUCCUCUCUUCCUUUCUUCUUCUUUUGUGUUGUCAGAAAGGGUCUCACUGUGUAGCCCAGACUGGUCUUGAACUCAUGGCACUCCUUCUGCCUUAGUGUGCCUAAUACCAGCAUGCAGGCAUGAGCUACCCGGUUAGAACCCUCUUAUGGUUAGUGCUCAUAGGAAACUUUAAAAUGAAACAAAUUAGAUUGCUGCAGCAGAUUUUUCUGGUGAAAUGAAUUGAAAUAGUUAAAUUUUACUCUUUGGUCUUACAGUAAAAUGCAAUGAAUGGUCUUUUCAGUGAGACAGAUAGGCAACCACUUACUAUCUAUGUGACCUUCAACUCAGCCACCCGAAGCAGUUGAUACUUUUCCUUUCUAUUGGUAAAUCUACCACUACUGUCUAAGGCAUAGUGUUUUGUAAGGUUAAAUGCAGUGUGGAUAGUGUGUGGCCUAGGACAAUGAAGACUCCUGUACGAAUGUAAGCCAUUGUUGCAACCACAUUGUCUCCAUGACGCACUGUUAACUAACAAGCCCUGGUGUUCUACCUCAGGAAAAUCAGCUGCCAGGCGUCCUUAGAACUUUGUUCUGCUUAACUGCUGAGGUUCCCUAAAGGUUGUUCUGCCUUGUCUAAUAAGAAGGAAGUCAGGGACAGACAGCACACAGUGAGUUCUCAGGAGUCUGCCCUUAGGUUCUUCUGUUAUCAGUUGUUUUACCUUCAUGGCUGAAGGACACCACUCCACCAGCAGGCAUCCAAGGGAGAUAGAUGCCCAGGGUCAAAGUUUAUUUGAUUGUCUUUGAGGAUUGUGGGUAGUGGCGGAGUCAAACACUCUCAGCAAGUACUUCCACCCUUCCCAACCAGAACUGGGUUCUACACUAGCUUCUCAUAGGAUUGGAAGUUGAGAAGGAAGGUGUGUGUUUAUAACUAGGAGUAAUGCUGCCAUCCUAAAAAAAA
Molecule: messenger RNA, 29724 nt
Organism: Mus musculus (house mouse)
Lineage: Eukaryota; Metazoa; Chordata; Mammalia; Rodentia; Muridae
Gene: Zfp827
Product: zinc finger protein 827
Exons: 9
Coding region: 9545-12178 (877 amino acids)
Cellular component (GO): chromosome, telomeric region; nucleus
Source: RefSeq, a predicted model, not a curated record